Messenger RNA from Linum tenue, 2788 nucleotides. NCBI's taxonomy places the organism in Eukaryota, Viridiplantae, Streptophyta, Magnoliopsida, Malpighiales, Linaceae. The record is from the annotation of a GenBank genome assembly.
CCGCGGGCCACCCGUGUAGGUCCCACCAUUUAUGUCGCCACCGCAUUCAGCAGACAGCCCGCUCCACUUACACGCCGUCGCUUACACAAAAACUCGUUUCUGUCUCCGGUAAAAGCUAUUUAAAAAAAAUAAUAGCAAUUAUUUAAUAUUAACUAGUUGUUACCUCCAAGCAGAAUUGCGAGCUAGCUGGUGUUGCCGCUUUCAUCAUCUUCUUCUUCUUCUUCCACUUUUUCUCCCCUCCCCGCUCCCCACCCAUGUGCAGAAAGGGGGAAAAGCAGACUGCAAAAAAAUAUCAGAGAGAAAAAGCGCCAUUCCCAUUCCUCCAUAUCUCAAUAAACUCACAGCCCAACAACAACAUUCCCACUAAUAAAGUCUCUCCCUAUUCCCCCCUCUACUGUUAAUCGAUUACCCACUCGAAUCAGGAGUUUUUAAAGGACCCCGCCGGCGCAAUGUCAGCUCCGGCGCCUACCUCCCCGCCGUCCACCAACUCCACCGCGCCACCUCCGGCCACUCCCUCAGCACCUCCUCCGGCGACUCCCUCCGCGCCUCCACCUUCCCCUCCCGCCGCCGCUCCUCCUCCGGCGACUCCUUCCGCGCCUCCCCCGGCGACUCCUUCCACCCCUCCACCGGCGCCCGCCACUCCUUCAGCUCCGGCACCUGCUUCCCCAUCCCCGCCGACCACUCCUUCACCUUCGCCGCCAUCUCCUCCUUCUUCCCUCACUCCUUCGCCGCCCUCCUCCACGACCCCGCCGUCCACCCCUUCCACGCCGUCUACCCCGGGGACCCGAACGCCUCCCUCCUCCCGCUCGCCGCCGAACUCGUCCUCGUCUGACGGGGGGUCCUCGAUUUCGACCGGAACCGUUGUCGGGAUUGCAAUUGGAGGAGCGGUGAUUCUAGUGCUUAUUAGCUUGGUGUGCAUUCUCUGUAGAAAGAGGAAGAGAAGAGGCGACAAUGAAGCCGGUUACUACGCUCCUCCACCGCCGCCUUCUUCUGCUCCUAAAGUGGACCCAUACGGCGGCCAACAGCAACAGCAUUGGCAGCAGAUGGCUCCGCCGCCGCCGGAUCGAGUGGUGGCAUCAAUGCUAAAGCCGCCACCUGGGCCGCCAGCACCGGCGAGACAACCACCGCCACCUCAGCAGCCGGCUUACCUGAGCAGCAGCGGGGCGUCCAACUACUCCGGCUCCGAAACCCCACUCCCACCGCCUUCUCCUGGACUAUCGUUGGGCUUCUCGAAGAGCAUGUUUACAUAUGAAGAGCUAGCGAGGGCUACUGAUGGGUUCUCAGAGGCUAACUUGCUUGGACAAGGUGGGUUUGGUUAUGUUCACAGAGGAGUGCUUCCAAAUGGCAAGGAAGUAGCUAUCAAGCAGCUGAAGGCAGGGAGUGGCCAGGGGGAGAGGGAGUUUCAGGCGGAAGUGGAGAUCAUCAGCCGUGUUCAUCAUAAGCAUCUGGUUUCGUUGGUUGGUUACUGCAUUACUGGGUCUGAGAGAUUGCUGGUUUAUGAGUUUGUGCAGAAUGAUACAUUGGAGUUCCAUUUACACGCGAAAGGGCGACCUACAAUGGAGUGGUCGAAUAGGUUGAAGAUUGCUUUGGGGUCUGCUAAAGGGCUUGCCUAUCUUCAUGAAGAUUGUCAUCCGAAGAUCAUUCAUCGUGAUAUUAAGGCAGCCAAUAUACUUUUGGAUUUCAAGUUCGAGGCCAAGGUUGCUGAUUUCGGAUUAGCAAAGAUUACAUCUGAUGUUAACACUCAUGUCUCCACCAGGGUGAUGGGAACUUUUGGAUACAUGGCUCCCGAGUAUGCUUCAAGUGGAAAGCUCUCCGACAAAUCCGAUGUGUUCUCCUUUGGAAUAAUGCUUCUAGAGCUGAUUACAGGGCGCCGCCCUGUUGACACGACUCACACUUACAUGGAUGACAGUCUGGUGGACUGGGCUCGGCCCUUACUUUCACGAGCUCUAGAGGAUGGAAAUUACGAGUCUUUGGUCGAUCAGAAACUCGUAGACUACAACCACAAUGAGAUGGCUCGAAUGGUUGCCUGUGCUGCUGCCUGCGUUCGCCACUCUGCCAGGCGCCGCCCACGUAUGAGCCAGCAGGUAGUGCGAGCUCUAGAAGGAGACGUAUCGCUAGCAGACCUCAACGAAGGGAUAAAACCAGGGCACAGCCGAAUGUAUUCGUACGAAAGCUCAGAUUAUGACACGAGCCAGUACAAUGAGGACAUGAAGAAGUUCAGGAAGAUGGCGCUUGGCAGCAAAGAGUAUGGUGCGAGUGACGAGUACAGUGGCCCUCCCACGAGCGAUUAUGGGCUAAACCCUUCGGGAUCAAGCAGCGAGGGGCAGACGACGAGGGAAAUGGAGAUGGGGAAGGUGAAGGGAAACAGUCAAGGGUUCAGUUGAAGCUCUUGAACAGUUGAACCCCUCCUCAGUCCUCGCACAUCUCACUUUACUGUAAAGACACAGCCCCUUCUUUCCCUCCCCUGCUCUUUUGCUUGUAUGGAAUUUUUUUUGGGUUUGAAUUGGCUCAUUGGAUGUCACAUUGAUUUCCCAGAAUGACAUGUGUUCUUCAUCAACCAGCAGUCAGCACAUGAGCAAAAAUAUUCUUUUUUCUUUUUCCCUUGUUUAUCUGGUUUUUUCUUACUCCUUGAUUUUCUACGGAUGUAUUUAUUAGUAGCGAGUAAAUACUGGAAAGAGAGGCCAAAAUUGACAGUCUAGUAGAAGCUUUUGUUAUGAUUCUUUGAUUCAUUUGCUUGGUUACUUGAAUUGAAUGUGAAUACAUGCUGCAUUGUGCAUUUGAUUUGGGU